AUGGCUGCGGUUACAACGUCAAAGAAGCGCAAGCGCGAUCUAGAUGACACUCAAAGAGUGUCCUUUGCACUCUUAGACCAGCCUGCAACGCAGCUGGGUCCCGUUCUUGCUAAUUUUCCCUCCGUCAAGCCCACAAAAUCCACCUCUUUUAAAUGCUACAAGACACAGACACAAAAGCCGAAAACGGACAAUGAAGAAGUGCCGUACCUUGUCGGUGUGCAUAAUAAACGCACUGGCAUCACAACCCUUCGAGCUGCUCCCUUGCACAUCCUCACACAUGAGGUUAAAGCCCUGAAGGGUCUUGAACCUGCUGCCGUCUCUACUCUUCAGCGUCUUGAGGCCCGCGCUGCACUUGGAGAAACGUUCGGAACCAAGAAGGCAAAACUAGCCAUCCGCGCGCAAGAGCGGAACAAAGUCGACGUUUCUGCAAUGGAGAGUGUUGCAGAUCACCUCCAAGAGAAGGAGGCAAAAGCGAAUGCGGACAGUACUCGUCUAGUUCCGCAAUACAAUAUCGAUGCUCUCAAUCCGAGCGAUGUUUAUCCCUUGCACAACAUGAUUCCCAAGCCUGAAUGGAAGGCACUGUCUAUUUCUGCUUAUAUGCAGGCGGGCGAUAGUGCUGAACGGGUCGCUCUUCUCCCCUACAAGCGUUCCAACUGGAUCAACGAUCAUUUGGGGCUUGCAUUUGCCUCUCCCUCACCGAACAAGACCACUAUAAAAACGCUCGUAUACAUCUCAGCAAUGUUCGCCUUCCACAAAUCCACCUUUAAAAACAUCGACAAGACCGCCAUUCAACAAAAGCUCUCUAUGGUCCCUAGCGUUGUUGUUGAUGGACUGUUAUCACGGUUCACAGAAACCGCACGUGGAUCCAUGGAGGCACAAAAGACAACUGAAAAUGUGACUAUGCUUCUGACGCACUUGUUCGCACUGUGUCUUCACGUCGAUGAUUUUGCGACCGACACGAGCGUUCUUGCGGCUGAUUUAAGCAUGGAGCCAGCGAACUCAUGCGUAGACAGGAUCAAUAUGUUAUUCAGGUCCCUAGGCUGCAACGUCAACAAGCUAACACAGUCAGACUUGAAGCGUCUCGGUCUGCCCGAUUCUGCGGGAGAGAUCAAGAGGGCUAUUCUAAAGACUCCUCUACAGUUCCCGAAGGCUCGGAUGAGACGGCGGGCGUAA
Suillus paluster is the source of this 1173-nucleotide messenger RNA. Its product is annotated as Rpa49 subunit specific to nuclear RNA polymerase I. Lineage: Eukaryota; Fungi; Basidiomycota; Agaricomycetes; Boletales; Suillaceae. The record is from RefSeq and is a predicted model, not a curated record. Gene Ontology annotation, biological process: transcription elongation by RNA polymerase I; nucleolar large rRNA transcription by RNA polymerase I; RNA polymerase I preinitiation complex assembly. Gene Ontology annotation, molecular function: DNA binding. Bases 1 to 1173 code for a protein of 390 amino acids. Gene Ontology annotation, cellular component: RNA polymerase I complex. The transcript has 8 exons.